Macrosteles quadrilineatus (aster leafhopper) is the source of this 1075-nucleotide messenger RNA. RefSeq names its product 39S ribosomal protein L32, mitochondrial-like. Gene Ontology annotation, biological process: translation. Gene Ontology annotation, cellular component: mitochondrial large ribosomal subunit. The record is from RefSeq and is a predicted model, not a curated record. The transcript has a single exon. Gene Ontology annotation, molecular function: structural constituent of ribosome. NCBI's taxonomy places the organism in Eukaryota, Metazoa, Arthropoda, Insecta, Hemiptera, Cicadellidae. The coding region runs from base 200 to 796 and encodes 198 amino acids.
UAAACAUAACCAUAACAACAUAACCUUAUCCUAAACUAAAACCUCAGCUAAAACUAUAGGGUAGGGAAGAAACAAGAAAGGUAGAAAUUAAAUAACUGAGUAACUAGACCAGACCCAUUGUUAGAUUGGAUUUAACAGCAUUAUUGUUAGCCAGGCAACUUAGCCUUAUAAAAUAUAAAUCUUAAUCGCUUGAGUUACAAUGUUGUCAAGAUUUGUAAGUGAUAUAAGCUUGGCAGUUUUGAAAUUGGAGAGAAACAUUUUACACUUCCUGCCGAGGGGUACAAUUCAACACGAGCAGCAGGCUGAAGAUUUGUUUGAUGUAAUUGGAAGAAGCCCCUUUAGGCCUACGGCAUUGCCUAAUUUGAAAAGUGAUUCAGUGUUAUGGGCAGUUCCCAAGAAAAGAAAAUCAGUGGAAAAAAGGUUAAACAGAAAGUUUGGUUGGCCGAAUCAGGUUUGGAAGCCUUUAGUCUUAAAGAAAAACCUAGUAACAUGCGGAUCUUGUGGGAAUCCUUUUGAGGCUGAUUGUCUCUGUCCAACGUGUUAUUCAAAAGUCAAAUCAGAAACAGAAGAGAUGCAGGAUGCUAUUAAAAAAGAAAUUGGCCUCAACCCCAUUGACAAGGAGGUGGUGUACAUGUACAAAGGAGAGAAAGACGGGUGCAGAAAUGAUGAUUUUGAAGGUAAACGUAUCAUUGAAAUGCCUAAAACGCGAUCUCAGUGGUUCAGCAAAAACUUGCUUAUAAAAACCACCAAAGUUCUGUCAUCAGCAUCAAGUAUUAAACCAUCUGAUUUGGCUUAAAUUUGUGAGAGACUUGGGCUAGAAUAGAACUAAUUAAUGAUAACCGGUAGUAUUUUUGCAAGAUGGUUUUGUCGUUAAAAAAGGUUUUACCGUACGUUUGCUAAAAUGUUCCUUUCGGUAGACAUUUUAAUAAGCCUAAUGCUUUUAAUUUACAUCUAUCUGAAUAAAUUAAAUUGUUAACAAUGUAAAAUGGACUAAUUAUUAGGUCUAUAACUUAUGGUUAUUUUCACAAUGAAGUUGUAAAUUGUACAUUCUAUGGAAUAAAUGUGUGUUUUUUGA